AUGGCUGCGUUGAAUACUCCCUCGAGCAUCGCGAUGGCCCUUGCUGGCAAGACGGCCUCUGUCGAUAUCCCGAAACCGCGUUCGGCCUUCGCUUCUUCCGGCCGCGACGCCUCUCGCGCCCAACCGGCCUUGUUGCCCACCCCUCCCAACUCCAUCUCACCAAAUCUCCCUCCGCAGGCGUUCCAGCGUCGAGAUCUGAAACUUCCGACCUCCCCUCCUCUCGCGACCUCCCACGUGGAAUCCGACAUCGACCUCGCCGAGGAUGCGAACGGUCAUGCCGGACAUCUCACCGCGCACGAUCUGGACAGCACUGGCGCCAUCACUCCCCGGAUGCUGGCCCAGCACCACCUCCCCGAGAUCAUGCUCCAGCACGGCCCCCUCGCGAUUCGCCAUGUGAUGGGCUAUCUGACCACCUCUGUCCCGGGUUUCGCCCGAAUCCCGCCCGCGAAAGCGCGCAGGCUGGUCGUCGCCGCCCUCGAGGGCCGCGGGAAUGACGAAACAGGAGGUGGCGGUCAAGGCGAUGUGGUUUUCGAGAAAGUCGGCUGGGGGCGCUGGGAUGCGCGACGGCGCGGCGAACCACCACGGGAUGCGCAACACCUGAACCUAUCGCCACCGUCCAGUCUUUCCAACUCCUACCUUCAUCGGGGCAUCCAAAUCCCCGCCAAGCGAAGCGGCCAGGCGCCGUACGGGUCUAGCAUCACCGGUGAUUCGGCCGUGUUCUCAUACUCCGAGAUGGACUAUGGAGACCACGGGGAUACCAGCAUGCUGGAGCACGAAGCGGACAAGAUGUCCCUGGAUGGCGACGAACGCGAAUACUGCUCGUCGUCAGAGGCUCCAGACGACGAGAUGAUCCAGGAUGAGGACUGGGGUGAGGAGGAUGUCACGGACGAAGAGGACUGGGCGCAUAUAGGUGCCGCGGCACUACGAGCGCGGUCACUGAAUGCAACCGGUGGCUUCGUGAGUGGAGGCCAUCUCUCACAACUACGAGGCGGCGGGCCCGCCUCGUCUUCGCUAGCAAAGUCAGCCCCGCGCAAGAUCCCUAUUCAACAACUCGGCUUCGCCGUCCCCGAUGGGGUGGUCGACGACAAAGAAGAACGCGCGGCGGUCGAAGCGCUCUUACGACUUGGUUCUAUGUAA
This is a messenger RNA of Aspergillus terreus NIH2624, 1137 nucleotides long. RefSeq lists its product as uncharacterized. Gene Ontology annotation, molecular function: sequence-specific DNA binding. Gene Ontology annotation, biological process: positive regulation of transcription from RNA polymerase II promoter by glucose. The record is from RefSeq and is a predicted model, not a curated record. Bases 1 to 1137 code for a protein of 378 amino acids. Gene Ontology annotation, cellular component: nucleus. Lineage: Eukaryota; Fungi; Ascomycota; Eurotiomycetes; Eurotiales; Aspergillaceae. The transcript has a single exon.